AUGUCUAAAGCCGUUGGUAUUGAUUUAGGUACUACCUACUCCUGUGUUGCCCACUUCGCUAACGAUCGUGUUGAAAUUAUUGCUAACGAUCAAGGUAACAGAACCACUCCAUCUUUCGUUGCCUUCACUGACACUGAAAGAUUAAUUGGUGAUGCUGCUAAGAACCAAGCCGCUAUGAACCCAAUUAACACCGUUUUCGAUGCUAAGCGUUUAAUCGGUAGAAAGUUCGAAGAUGCUGAAGUUCAAGGUGAUAUCAAGCACUUCCCAUUCAAGGUUGUUGACAAGGCUAGCAAGCCACAAAUUCAAGUUGAAUUCAAGGGUGAAACCAAAGUCUUCACUCCAGAAGAAAUCUCUUCUAUGAUCUUAACCAAGAUGAAGGAAACUGCUGAAGGUUACUUAGGUUCCAAGGUCACUGAUGCUGUUGUUACUGUCCCAGCUUACUUCAACGAUUCCCAAAGACAAGCUACCAAGGAUGCUGGUUUAAUUGCUGGUUUAAACGUUAUGAGAAUUAUUAACGAACCAACUGCUGCUGCCAUUGCUUACGGUUUAGACAAGAAGUCUGAAGAAGAAAAGAAUGUCUUGAUCUUCGAUUUAGGUGGUGGUACUUUCGAUGUUUCCUUAUUAUCUAUUGAAGAUGGUAUUUUCGAAGUCAAGUCUACUGCUGGUGACACUCACUUGGGUGGUGAAGAUUUCGAUCACAGAUUAGUCAACCACUUUGUUGCUGAAUUCAAGAGAAAGCACAAGAAGGACUUAUCCACCAACCAAAGAGCUUUAAGAAGAUUAAGAACUGCUUGUGAACGUGCCAAGAGAACUUUAUCAUCUUCUGCUCAAACUUCUAUUGAAAUUGAUUCCUUAUUCGAAGGUAUUGACUUCUACACUUCUAUCACCAGAGCUAGAUUCGAAGAAUUAUGUCAAGAUUUAUUCAGAUCCACUUUAGACCCAGUUGAAAAGGUCUUAAGAGAUGCUAAGGUUGACAAGUCUCAAGUUGAUGAAAUCGUCUUAGUUGGUGGUUCUACCAGAAUUCCAAAGGUUCAAAAAUUAGUCUCUGACUUCUUCAACGGUAAGGAACCAAACAGAUCUAUUAACCCAGAUGAAGCUGUUGCUUACGGUGCUGCUGUCCAAGCUGCUAUCUUAUCUGGUGACACUUCUUCUAAGACCCAAGAUUUAUUAUUAUUAGAUGUUGCUCCAUUAUCUUUAGGUAUUGAAACUGCUGGUGGUAUCAUGACCAAGUUAAUUCCAAGAAACUCUACUAUCCCAACCAAGAAGUCCGAAACCUUCUCCACUUAUGCUGAUAACCAACCAGGUGUCUUGAUUCAAGUUUACGAAGGUGAACGUGCCAAGACUAAGGAUAACAACUUAUUAGGUAAGUUCGAAUUAUCUGGUAUUCCACCAGCUCCAAGAGGUGUUCCUCAAAUUGAAGUUACCUUCGAUAUUGAUGCUAAUGGUAUCUUAAACGUUUCUGCUUUAGAAAAGGGUACUGGUAAGUCUCAAAAGAUUACUAUUACCAACGAUAAGGGUAGAUUAUCUAAGGAAGAAAUCGAAAAGAUGGUUUCUGAAGCUGAAAAGUAUAAGGAAGAAGAUGAAAAGGAAGCUGCUAGAAUCCAAGCCAAGAACGGUUUAGAAUCUUAUGCUUACUCCUUAAAGACCUCUUUAGGUGAUGAAGAAUUCAAGUCUAAAUUGGAAGCUUCUGAAGUUGAAGAAGUUACCAAGGCUGCUGAUGAAACUAUUGAAUGGUUAGAUGCCAACCAAACUGCCACCCAAGAAGAAUUUGCUGACAAGCAAAAGGAAUUAGAAGGUAAGGCUAACCCAAUCAUGGCUAAGGCUUACCAAGCUGGUGCUGCUCCAGGUGGUGCUGCCCCAGGUGGUUUCCCAGGUGCUGCUGGUGGUGCUCCAGAACCAUCUAACGAUGGUCCAACUGUUGAAGAAGUUGAUUAA
Molecule: messenger RNA, 1935 nt
Organism: Hemisphaericaspora subhashii
Lineage: Eukaryota; Fungi; Ascomycota; Pichiomycetes; Serinales; Debaryomycetaceae
Gene: SSA2
Product: Hsp70 family chaperone
Exons: 1
Coding region: 1-1935 (644 amino acids)
Biological process (GO): vesicle-mediated transport; SRP-dependent cotranslational protein targeting to membrane, translocation; cellular response to unfolded protein
Cellular component (GO): cytoplasm; nucleus; cytosol
Molecular function (GO): misfolded protein binding; ATP hydrolysis activity; ATP binding
Source: RefSeq, a predicted model, not a curated record